GCCCCCGCCUUGCGGCAUCCGGCCCGGCGUGGCAGCUCGUGGCUGCGCCGGUGCUUCGCGGUGGUGCGAGACCGAGAGCGCAGAAGAGCCUCGUCGCUAGAAGCGAAGAGAAGAGAAGAGAAACCCAAGCAAUCCGCCUCAUCCCCCGCUCGCCACGAUGCUCGCGACCGCCACGCCGGGCCUCCACGCCGCCGUGCGCCGCCUCACGCUGGCGGCGCCCGCCGCCGCGGCGCAGGUCCGCUGCGUCGUACGCCUCCCACAACGGCGCCCGGGACGUUCCGCCUCUCUGCGCGCGGUGGCGUCGGCGGCUGCGGCGGAGGCCGCCCCGCCCGCGAAGGAUGGGGCGGAGGAGCUGGGAUUCCAGGAGAUGACGUCCGGGACGCGGCGGCGGUACUACAUGCUCGGGGGAAAGGGUGGGGUCGGGAAGACGAGCUGCGCGGCGUCGCUGGCCGUGCGCUUCGCCAACGACGGCCACCCGACCCUCGUCGUCUCCACCGACCCCGCGCACUCGCUGAGCGACUCCUUCGCGCAGGAUUUGACUGGCGGGUCGCUCGUGCAGGUAGAGGGUCCUGAUGCGCCCCUGUUUGCGCUCGAGAUAAAUCCUGAGAAGGCUCGAGAAGAGUUUCGGACAGCAAGUCAAAAGAAUGGAGGAACUGGGGUAAAAGAUUUCAUGGACAGCAUGGGCCUUGGAGUGCUUGUUGAGCAGCUUGGGGAGUUAAAAUUGGGUGAGCUUUUGGACACGCCACCACCAGGAUUGGAUGAAGCAAUAGCAAUUUCAAAGGUUAUGCAAUUUCUUGAAGCACAGGAGUACAGCAUGUUUAGCCGCAUUGUAUUUGAUACUGCCCCUACGGGACAUACACUUCGGUUACUAUCAUUGCCAGACUUCCUGGAUGCAUCCAUUGGAAAGAUCCUGAAGCUGAGGAGCAAGAUUGCUUCUGCGACAUCAGCUAUUAAAUCAGUAUUUGGACAAGAGGUUCAACAGCAGGAUGCAGCCAACAAAUUGGAGCAACUGAGAGAAAGGAUGGUGAAAGUGCGAGAGCUUUUUCGUGACACGGAAUCAACGGAGUUUAUAAUUGUGACAAUCCCAACGGUGAUGGCAAUCAGUGAGUCAUCAAGACUACAUUCUUCAUUACAAAAGGAAAGUGUACCUGUAAGAAGACUCAUUGUGAACCAAGUUCUACCACCUUCAACAUCAGACUGUAAAUUUUGUGCUAUAAAAAGAAAGGAUCAAACACGUGCCUUGGACAUGAUAAGGAGCGAUCCAGAAUUGAUGGGUUUGAACAUUAUCCAAGCACCGCUUGUGGACAUGGAGAUCAGAGGUGUUCCGGCUCUCAAGUUUUUGGGUGAUAUUGUGUGGAAGUAGCUUCUGUAAGGAAAGUAUAGUCACUUGAGGGUGCUUAAUAGCUCAAUUUGACUGUUAGCCCGUUGAGAGCUGCUGCCCAGUCAAGCUGCUUCGCAAAGUAUGGACACUUAGCAGUUGAGCCAGCUAUCAGCUUGGGCAGUUGGGCAGUUCUUCACAGUUUGGAUGCUGGUAGCAUACGCCAAUACUUUAAAUCUGAGUAAAUGGCCUCCAACUGGAGGGAAUUGCUGCACUAGCGUAUGAUACAUUUAGCAGUGAGGCUGGAUUGGAUUUAUUUCCAGAUCAUGUCAACUGAGCUGAGAUGCGUAGCUUCUUUAUCCCUUAGAUAGUGAUACAUAUGCCCUUUUGGCUCCAUGACUUCGGUAAAACUUUGUUCCUCUAUAUGAAUCAUGUAAAUUUUAUACAAGAGGUGAGUUUUCUCCCCUCCUUUUCCUGCUGCAA
Molecule: messenger RNA, 1801 nt
Organism: Setaria italica (foxtail millet)
Lineage: Eukaryota; Viridiplantae; Streptophyta; Magnoliopsida; Poales; Poaceae
Product: ATPase GET3
Exons: 10
Coding region: 158-1363 (401 amino acids)
Biological process (GO): post-translational protein targeting to endoplasmic reticulum membrane
Cellular component (GO): GET complex
Molecular function (GO): ATP binding; ATP hydrolysis activity
Source: RefSeq, a predicted model, not a curated record